Aspergillus welwitschiae is the source of this 294-nucleotide messenger RNA. RefSeq lists its product as uncharacterized. Bases 1 to 294 code for a protein of 97 amino acids. The transcript is spliced from 2 exons. Lineage: Eukaryota; Fungi; Ascomycota; Eurotiomycetes; Eurotiales; Aspergillaceae. The record is from RefSeq and is a predicted model, not a curated record.
AUGCCUGCUAUGCGUGACCUAUUCACACCUGUAUUCCAGGCUCGUUGUUUUGUUGCUGGGGCUUGGGUGUUGAUAGGUAUUUCAGUUCCUGCUCGGUGGAGUAUGUUUGGCGGGGAUCCUCGUACAGCGACUAUAAGUAUCUGCUGCUUCUGGGGAAUCAGGACCAUGCACGGAAUGAGAUUGAAGGAUAAAGGCACGUACUCCUCCGGGGGUUCACGGGACGACGCUCUACCCUGCCUCAUGGAAGCUCGUUGCACAUGGCUGUGCUCUCUGUUACACAGACUAAGCGCUUAG